AUAAUAUUGGAGACUUUUGUUAAUUUUUGUAAUGUGGGGGGGUGGUAGGUGGCUGGAAAGCGCGUCCAAGCUUGAGAAGAGAGAAAAUCCGGCGUGAAAGUCUACACGUCGACGAGAAGAGGAAGCACAGGAAGAGGAUGCUGUGCGCGAAAAUUAUAACGGUAUGUCUAAUUUUUAAGAGCUUUCGCUCUCUUCUCUCUGACAGGCAGCUGCUUCGAAUCGGUUCGGCAAGGACGAACCGGUAAUGGCGGUACGAACCGGGUACUGACCAGAAUCUGGCAAGAAUUUGGCACCAAAAAAUUAGACCAACAAAGAAUCCAACUAUAAAUAGUUUAGUUAAAAUACAAAAAUGGUCGCCAAAUGAGAGAAUUUUGUGAGAGGGAUUUUUACUCGCGCUGGUAGGUGGGAUUUUUACUCUUCGGACAUCUUCGUGUCCUGAAAAGCCCGUGGUGAAAGCGUGGUGAAAAGCCGAACGCCCGCGCGGGCCAAGGCUGGGCACCGCUGUUUCAAAGGAGGCAUCGAUGAAACAUCUGAGUCCUGAGUCGGUCCUGUGAACACAACGCGGCGAUACAACGGGAAAAUCGGGAUAACUCGCGCCGGAGUGUGGGGCGCAAGGUGCCCAAUGUAGAGGAAAAUUGCAAGUGAAAACGCAGGCUGGCCGUUUGAAUGUGAAAUGUGCGAGUGUUGCUGCCACUUUGAGGUGCAGGAACUGGAUUUUCAUCUCGACCACCAAUUCGAGGGAACAGGAAAAUCGGCAACGAUAUUUGGCCACGUGUUAUAGGCAUAUUCCGGUUGGAAAUCAACGUUUAUUAUGCAAAUUUACGCAACAACAGAGACUUAGAGGCCCAGCAUCCAAUCUCCAAAAAAACACAAAAAAGGAAAACUCUUAAACUGGAAGCGCUCCUUUCUGAAUUCUUCGCUUAUUUUUUGUAUUUUUUGUUGCCGCUGCACACAGACAACGAGAAAUUUGUCAUCACACUCGCAGCAUAGAACAAAGGCAGCCGUGGAAAGCGACGGGAAAAAGAUAAAUAAGAGAGGAAGAACGAGUGGGAGUGGGCGCACACAAAAAAAAAGGGGGAGGGAGUGAGCCCCAAUUCCCCCCAUCCCCCAUACGUCCGUCUCGCUUGCGCGCACGUGUCGGGGCGCAUAAGCUUCGCACUUGACUUGAACAUUAAACGCGUACUCUGUAGCCCCCCUCUCCACUGCUCCAGUGCUCCACUGCUCCACUGCUUUUUUAACCCAUGGAUAUCCAGGCGGCCUGGCUGAUACGACUUCUGGCAGCAUCCCAGCAGCACCCUUACCGGACCCGGCCGCAGCGACUGCGAGUUGGCAUUUAUAUGUUGCCCAUCAUGCUGUGAAAUCCGCUUCGCUCCUUUCUCCAUUCCGCUUUUGCAAUUUUUGACAGCUGUCAGCGUGUUCCGUCGCGGGUGUAGGUAUUGGUAUUGGUAUUGGUGUGUGUGUGUGCGUGUGCGUGAGCGUGAGGUGCUAGCACAGUUAUUUCCACUUGGCGGCAAGGUCAGCACGACAUGCAAAUUGAAAAGCGCCGCAAAAAACAAAACCCACAGAAGAAGCCAAGGCAAAGCCAAAAGCAACAGCAUCCACAAACGGUGAAAGCAACUACAACAACAACAACAACAAAAACAACAACUGAAGUCCGAAGCCGCUGGCGCUGCGAAAAUGUUUGAGAAAUAUGUCGCCACAUAUGUGCGCGCGUGUGAGCAAGUGAAAUUAAAAUUCCCGCAUGCCUAAUGAAUUUGCCGUCCCUCUUCCACGACCACAACGACCGCUACCGCUAUGUGUGUGCCCCGGGUGUGUAUGUGUGUGUAUUCUCUGACUUCGGAAUGACAACCCCAACAACAACAACAACAACAAAAACAAAAACAACAGGACAGCAGCUUUAACUAAAACAAUGGUUUGCUAAGCUGUUUGAGUGAGUGAAAAAAAGGAGUGCAAAAAAGAGAGCCACAAAAGAUAUAUAUAGAGGGAGAGAUACAUAGAGGAGCGUAAGCGAAAGUGAAAACUUGCAUCGAAACAUCCUAUCAAGAAAGUGGCAAGAGGGGAGAGACCGGCGAACCAGCAACAAUAAUCGGGGGCAUGUCCACAGCCAAAAGGCUGGUGCUCUCGCUACGUGGACGCAAAAAUUCGCAAGGCAACUCGGCGACCUCCUCCACCCGGCUGGUAUCCGCCGGCACCUCGCCCGGCCAUGAGCUGGACGAAAUAGCCGUGGUCUCCGGCACCGGAUCCAGUAGCCAUCAUUUCUCCUAUGGCGGCUGCAUCGCCGCUGGGGAUGCGCCAUUGCCGCGCUACUCAACAGUUGCCACGCCCACACUGAAGCGUGAGGCGGCCAUAGAUGGCGAUGCAAAUGGAGACGGACAUGGAGAUGUCGACAUCGAAAUCGAUUCUGGGGCAGAUGAUGAUGACGAUGAUAUACGAUGGCUGAGGGAGCAGAAGGUUCCAAAUCCGACACAUGACUGGCCACAAACCAAAACAGCAGCAGCAGCAACGAAAGCAACAGCAAUACGUCAAAGCAACAAUAACAAUUGCAACAGCAAUUAUAAAAGCAACAGUAACAGCAACAGAAACACCCACAAUUUAGCCCCACGGGCCAGCUUCCCGGAGAUCAUGCAGCCACGGCUCUCCCUCAACGGGCUCCUCAACCCCUCGCUGAUGCCCUCGCCCCGACCCCUGUACCGGGAUCACAGCUCGAGGUCGAUCAACCCGCUGACCGCAUAUGAGCAGCAGAUGGCCGAGCUGGACGGCAGCUUCUAUGCCAGCAAUGCGGGCUACCUGGGCGCCGGAAUGGGCGGCAGUGCCGGCGGUGGGACAACCUGUACAAAUCUUACAGUGGGAGGUGGCGGGGCGGCGACAUCGGUUGGUGGUGGCAGUGGUGGUCCUGCCCUGGGUGGCGGUCCUUCUAGUGGUGGUGGUGGUGCAUCAGCCAUACACACAACCGAACUCUCGAUCACACCCACAAUGGCCAGCGAUGAGCAGUUUAUCGAUCUGGGGAGCCUGAGGCGCUUCUCGAUCGAUCGCCAGAGCUUUCUCGAUCUAGGACCAAAGUUUGGCAUGACCCAGCCGAAAUUCGGCCAGAGCGUCUCGCAACAAGGUUUCUUCACUUCGCAUGACAGCCUGGCCACACCAUGCGCCUCCCGAGCCUCCAACUCGCACAUGGCCACCGUAAGCACUGCCUCCGAAAUGGAUCUUCUGCACAACAAGCAACGCAACAUGUCCCGCGGUCGCCUGAAAACGACGACCAGCGGAGAUCAGCCGCUCUUGGGCACCUGGAAUCGUUCCACGGGUCGCUCCACGGGCUCCCAGGAUAACACUCUGGCCGGUGGCGGUGGCGGAGGUGCCACCAGCCUGCCCAUGGGUGGACAUGCCCAGUAUGGCGGCAACUACUGCAACGGCACAGAUCGCUACCCGCGCUCAAGAUCGCAACACCACAACGCCGCCCAGCAGCCGCACCACCCCUACCAGCUGCAGCACUCGGCCUCCACGGUAUCGCACCACCCGCACGCUCACGGCCCGCCCUCCCAAGGGGGACCCGGUGGUCCGGGGCCGCCCCACGGAGGGCAUCCCCAGCAUCCGCACCACGGGGGAGCGGGAAGCGGGGGCGGUAGUGGGACGGGGCCGCAUGGUCAGCCGCACCACCAGAAACCACAUCGCACGGCCUCGCAGCGGAUUAGAGCGGCAACGGCGGCGCGAAAACUCCACUUUGUGUUCGAUCCGGCGGGACGACUGUGCUACUACUGGAGCAUGGUCGUCUCCAUGGCCUUUCUGUACAACUUCUGGGUGAUAAUUUACCGCUUCGCCUUCCAGGAGAUCAACCGGCGCACGAUCGCGAUCUGGUUCUGCCUGGACUACCUAUCUGACUUCUUAUAUCUGAUCGAUAUAUUUUUUCACUUCCGCACCGGCUAUCUGGAGGACGGGGUGCUUCAGACGGACGCACUGAAGCUGCGCACCCAUUACAUGAACUCGACGAUCUUCUACAUCGACUGCCUGUGCCUGCUGCCGCUGGACUUCCUCUACCUGUCCAUCGGCUUCAACUCGAUCCUGCGCAGCUUCCGGCUGGUGAAGAUCUACCGCUUCUGGGCCUUCAUGGACCGGACCGAGCGCCACACCAACUACCCCAAUCUGUUCCGGAGCACGGCCCUGAUCCAUUACCUGCUUGUGAUAUUCCACUGGAACGGCUGUCUCUACCACAUCAUCCACAAGAACAAUGGCUUCGGAUCGCGCAACUGGGUCUACCACGACUCGGAGUCGGCGGACGUCGUCAAGCAGUAUCUGCAGAGCUAUUACUGGUGUACCCUGGCUCUGACCACCAUCGGGGAUCUGCCCAAGCCGCGCUCCAAGGGCGAGUAUGUCUUCGUUAUUCUGCAGCUGCUCUUCGGUCUGAUGCUCUUUGCCACGGUUCUGGGGCAUGUGGCCAAUAUUGUGACGUCAGUGAGUGCAGCACGCAAGGAGUUUCAAGCCAAACUGGAUGGCGUGAAGACGUACAUGCGGAUGCGACGUGUGCCGAAUCAUCUGCAGGUGAAGGUCAUCAAAUGGUUCGAUUACCUGUGGCUCACGCAAAAAUGCUCGGACGAGGAGCGCGCCGUGUCCUGUCUUCCUGAUAAAUUAAAGGCUGAAAUAGCAAUUAACGUCCAUUUAGAUACACUUAAGCGGGUGGAGAUUUUCCAAAAUACUGAGGCCGGUUUCCUCUGCGAGCUGGUCCUGCGCCUGAGACCCGUGCUCUUCUCGCCCGGCGACUACAUCUGCAGAAAGGGCGAGGUGGGGAAGGAGAUGUACAUUGUGAAUCGAGGACGAUUGCAGGUGGUGGCCGACAACGGAAAGACGGUGAUGGCCUCCCUGAAGGCCGGUUCCUAUUUUGGCGAGAUUAGUAUACUCAAUAUGGGCACCGCAGGUAAAGAACUUGGCAACCGACGCACUGCCAGCGUUCGCUCCGUGGGCUACAGCGACCUCUUCGUCCUCAGCAAGAAGGACAUGUGGGACGUGCUGAAGGAGUAUCCGGCGGCGCGUGUUCGUCUGGAGUCGAUAGCCGUCAAGCGAUUGGAGAAGUACAAGAAGGCCCCCCUGGAGAAAGUAAAAUACUUUAAUGUAGUUGCCAUGGGCCGCUGCCAAUCGACGCCGGGCCUAGUCGAGAGCUGUGGCCGCACCUCUCUCGAGGAGAUGUGGCUGCCACCGGCCACGUUGCACCACCACCAGCAGCCACUCCAGCCGCUGCAGCAGCAACAGCACCAGGCGGCCCAGCCGACACACCUGCCCCAUCGGCAAGAGUCCACGCAACAGUCCUCUCAGCAGCAUGGCUACAGUCCCCGAAGCUACGCGGAUCGCCUAGCCCGCGCCACCGACUCCCCGAGAUCGGUGAGCCCCAGUGCCCAUGGGUCUGAGGAGAGACCACGCAGUCGAGCCACCUCGCACCACUCGAUACGACCCCAAUCACAGCCCAGUCACACAGGUCACAUUUGCGACUCCAGUUCACAGCUUGAGUGCUACGGCGCCGGAGUGGGUGGAGCCGGUGGAGGAACCACGCCCCUUCUGGGCUCACACGAGGCUCUCGAGGAUGAGAUCAAGCGGCUAAGGGAGCGGCUGCACACAGUGGAAUCGGAGAACCAGGCACUGAACACGAAGCUAUCGCAACAGCAAUGGGACCUAGAGAACCGGCUGGCCGAGAUCGAGAUGCAGAUCUGCGGCGUGUCCUCCACGUCGAGCGUGGACCCGGAGAACGAGACGGAGGAGCUGGAGCGGAACCGAGAGAGUAUCAUAUAACACGGGAGCGUGCUGCCCCAUCAGGCGAUCGGUAUGGCGUACAUAUCAUGUUCCUCAUGACUCCACGAUCAUCAUAAUCGAUCAUCUGACAACUGAACUGCAUCCGAUCUGGCGACCUGGCGAUAACCAUACCGCAUUCAGCAUCCUGCAACCUGAAUCCUGAAUCUCACAUCCCUUCUCAGUCGCCACCUUCUCUGUCUUGCCUGUUGCUCGUACAUGUUUGUGUUUCUCGCUCUCGUCCUCGCCCCACACUCUCACCCACAGUGUUUCGUAUUUACAUCUGUAUGUGUGUGUGUUCUUGUGUGUAUGUGUGUGUCAUGCAUGCAUCCUUAAUUGCCUUACAAUAACAAUAAACAAAGAAAAAAUAAGCAUAAAAACGAAAUAAAAAAUAUAUACCAGGAGCAGCAGCAGCUACACAGCAGCAGGAGGAUCGGGAUCGAGAUCGUGAUCGGACGGAGAAUGGGGAGGAUCAGGAGGAUCUGGCGGAUCAGGCGGCUGAGGCGGGGACACAGAUCUGUGCCAAAUACUGCUCGCUUUAGACACAAACACCGAGAGAUGUGAGAGAGCUAUGAGUUACGAGGGGGAGGAGAGGGCGCCAGGCAUCCCCAAAGAUGUGCAAUUAAAAUCUCUUAUGAUCAUGCGACACCACAAAAUGUUAAAUUUAAAAUAUAAAAAAUACAAAUGGCACUGCCAAUAGCAAAAAGUCUGCGCCUCGGCCGGACUACUUUGUAAAUACGAGAAGAAAACUCUGAUCAAAAAUACGCUAAAUAAUUGUAUUUAAGAGUUUUUCGCGGGAGAUCGGAAGAGCUUUAAUAGACAUUCCGAAGUAACUUUUUCAGAAACCAGUCUCAACUUCUUAGCCAGUCUCUCAUACUACCACACUUUUGCCACACAUACUACGAAAAUCGGAAAUAGAUUGAGGAUUAUAGGGACAUCAUUAGGCCUAGGCGCUCUUUGCUUCUUUUUAAUGGUUACUAAACCGAACCGAAACGGGUACCCGAAUUCCCCAUUGUAAAUACCUUCGAUCUAGGACUCAACUUAGCAUUAGCAUCGAGCAUUGGCAGCGGCGUAUAGCCUGUCAAUACUAGUAUAGAUCAUCAAAAAAAUAACUAACAUAAAGAUUACUUUAACUCAUGUGUGUAACAAAUGAAUACGUCAUAUAUCUAUUGUAAUAUUUGCUAAUUGUAAUUCGUGAAAUAAAUGAAAAUUUACUAGAUGUGUAUAUGGGAAACGAUUUACUUUAAAACUGAAAAUAAUGCAUAAACAAUUUAUGGACAACUAAGUGAAUAUUUGCAAAAUAUUUGUACUAUUGGAAAAGAACUGCCAGAGCAUACACCACACACUCGAAAAUAAAUUAAAUAAAAAACUAUAUAAUAUUAUAAACGAAAAACUCAAAGAUCAAGCUAAAAACAUUACACUAUUAAUAAAAUCAAUAUAAACGAGUAGAUCUCUCGAAAAGAAAAUACACUUUUAAUGCAAUACUAUAUUGUACUACUGUCGUAAAUGAUAUAUCUACAUUAUACAUGAUAUGAUAAUGAAAAAUUUAAAGGUCUAAAUGUAUUUAAAUUUAGUUAGUCGCCCAAACAAAACUCUAAAAACCAAUGCUGAAGAUCGUAGUUGAGACAAAACACAUAAUACAUUGUAUCUUAGGAAAUCGAGGGUUCUGUAGCAGAACACAGGACGCAGUUCAGGACUCCCCAUAAUAUGGGGGCUGCGAUGAGACGAAUGAAUUAAUUUAGAUAUAAUUCUAGUUAUACCUAGUUAUACCAUUAGAUGUGUACCAGAGAAGACCAAAAAAGAUCGAAUCGCGGUCGUAUAAGCAAAUUGUUCAGUGUCAACUCCCAAAAAAACAAAACAAAAGAAAAAACACAAAAAAAAUGUGAAGAAAAUAUUAGAAACCCAGAAGUGAGUUGAUAAGGAAAUCUAAUAAUUAUAUAGCUAACUCAAAUAAGAUUCUUAACUGUAGAGAAUGAGCCAGGAUACGUUUGAGUAUCUGCCAGGAGAACGGAAACUGGAACGAAACUCAUUUCAUGCCAAAAAUGAUAGGCCAAAAUAAUGAAACUUUGACUCGAAUUUUGUUAAGAUUUUUCUUAGAUUUUUCGUCGACAAAGUAUUAAAUUAAUUUCUAUUUCCAAGUCAGCGAAUAGAAGGAUUAUUCCUUUUUCAUGUUUUUCAACCUAAUUACAUUUCGGAUUAUCAUAUAACGGAUUAAAAAUUAAUUAAUAAUUACAAUAAACAUCAAAUGGGGUUUCAUCUAAGACAAAAGCUUAUACAAAAAUAAACAAGGAACGUGUUAAAUGAAAACUAACGACAACUUGUGAGAGUUAAUCGGAGUUUUGAUUCCUUAGUUAGCCAAUUAUUGCCAAAGUUAAAGUUGAAUAAUAUGUAUAUCUAAAUUAAUUACAUUUUUAUGGCUUAUUAGCACGCUUACCCCAGGACCGGGCCAGAGACAGGUCCUGGCUGUCGUUUGUUAGAUUUAUUCCCUCUGAUUUCUCCAAGGUUUUCCGUUAGAGCGCAUUAUAUAGACAUAUAUAUCUAUUUGUUAUUGAACGUAAAAAGGAUGAACAAGGAACUACAUCGAUUCGGUUGUGUUGUUGAUGCCACAAGUGGAAGGCAAUGGCUGCUAGUUUGAAUGGCUUACAUAAUAAUAAUUUUUUACAUUAUUUUAUGCAUUGAGAUCUAAUAGAAGAAAUGAAAAAAAAAAACCAAGAAAAACACACACAAAAAAAGCAAGACAUUUAUAGCUUUAUUUUUACUAUUAAAAUUAAUUAAUUAAUUUAUAAGAACUAAACAGAAAAUUAAUUCAGCAUGGACUUCACAUAGAAGAGAUCGUCAGGCAAACAAAAAGGC
Drosophila ananassae is the source of this 8619-nucleotide messenger RNA. Its product is annotated as cyclic nucleotide-gated cation channel beta-1. The transcript is spliced from 12 exons. Lineage: Eukaryota; Metazoa; Arthropoda; Insecta; Diptera; Drosophilidae. Gene Ontology annotation, biological process: monoatomic cation transmembrane transport. The record is from RefSeq and is a predicted model, not a curated record. The coding region runs from base 2095 to 5769 and encodes 1224 amino acids. Gene Ontology annotation, molecular function: cGMP binding; protein-containing complex binding; intracellularly cGMP-activated cation channel activity. Gene Ontology annotation, cellular component: intracellular cyclic nucleotide activated cation channel complex; plasma membrane.